UGAUGAUAAAGACAAGGCUAGAUAAAUUUAUCUGAUCCACUUGUUUAUAAAUAUGGAUACGGAUCAAAAUUGUAUUUCCUAUGUAAUUUGGGAACCGACUCUCUCAAACCCAUCCUAGUCUCUAUAAAUACAGAACCUCUAAACUCUAAAGAUCUCACAAAAGCAAAACAAACAUCCAAACAAAAAAGAAGAAGAGAAAGCAAUCAAUAUAUUUGAUCAAAGAAGAAGAAGAAGCGAUGGGUCUAUCUACGGCACGCAAGCUACUUCUUGUUCUCCUGGUUACUGCGUUCGUCUUCUCCGGGAGUGCUGAAGCCUGGAGCUGGAGUUGGGGUUCCGGCCAGUCCGGUUCCAACGGGGGUUGGGGAUGGAGCUCCGGCAACUCUGGCGGUUCUUCUGGCUCGGCUUCUAAUGGUUCAGACUCUAACUCGGAUGGUUCAAGCUGGGGUUGGGGAUGGAGCUCAGACGGAACAGAUACUGACUGGGGUUGGGGAAGCAGCUCUGGCUCAAACCAUUCUAGCGGUACUGGCUCUACACGCAAAAGUCACAGCCCUGACAAAAAUCACUCAAGCAUCGUUGGCUCCACACACAACAAUCAUAGUUCAGGCUCAAACCACUCAAGCAUCGUUGGUUUUACACACAACAAUCAUAGCUCGGGAUCAAACCACUCAAGCAUCACCGGUUCUACAGACAACCACACGGCUCCAAUACGGAGGGGGAGAAAGAUUGCGGUGACUGUGUGGAAAAACGGAUAUGGUUACACCGAAUGGGCUACAAAGCAUGCCCCUUUCUACGUCAACGAUGUUCUUGUUUUCACGUACAACAACAAAAACAACAAUGAUCAAAAGACGAAGCACCAUAACAAGAAAGAGAACGACGUCUACUUACUCCCUGACAUGAAGAGCUUCAAGAGUUGCGAUGUGGCCAGAGGCAAAAAGCUGGCCGCACGAGGAGGUUCAUCAUGGGGCUUCAAGUUGCUUCUCCGUAAAGUUCAGACUUACUACUUCGUCAGUGGAGACCACAACGCCUGCAACCACAACAUGAAGUUCUCUGUCCACCCGAUUCCACACCCUUCUUCUCACUAACUAUAGAUCCACUUGUUCUUUCCUUUUCUUUGAAGUUUAAACUUUGGGUUAGUUUAUAUUCUGGGUUUUUUUUUUUCUAUCAGUUAACCAUUGUUAUAUGAAUCAUUUAAAGUCUUAUGGAAUGAUUAUUACUUUUACAAA
Molecule: messenger RNA, 1223 nt
Organism: Camelina sativa (false flax)
Lineage: Eukaryota; Viridiplantae; Streptophyta; Magnoliopsida; Brassicales; Brassicaceae
Molecular function (GO): electron transfer activity
Source: RefSeq, a predicted model, not a curated record